This is a messenger RNA of Cuculus canorus (common cuckoo), 2383 nucleotides long. It is a transcript of the gene SNIP1, whose product is annotated as Smad nuclear interacting protein 1. Bases 43 to 1152 code for a protein of 369 amino acids. The transcript has 4 exons. The record is from RefSeq and is a predicted model, not a curated record. Gene Ontology annotation, biological process: miRNA processing. Gene Ontology annotation, molecular function: protein binding; mRNA binding. Lineage: Eukaryota; Metazoa; Chordata; Aves; Cuculiformes; Cuculidae. Gene Ontology annotation, cellular component: nucleus.
CCCGCACCGGAAGCGGUGCGCACUUCCGGGAGCGGCGGCGCCAUGGAGGAGGAGGCGACGGGCGGGCGGCGGCGGGAGCGGCGGCGCGGGGAGGCCAAGGCCGAGAAGCGCAGCCCCCAGCGCGCCGCCUCCCGCUCGGCUCGGGGCAGCCAGUCGCCGCCCGCCGAGGAGCGGAGGGGUAGCCGCGGCGGCAGCAGCAGGUCACCCAAGAAGAAGAGCAAGCCUGAGCGGAGGAGCCGGUCCCCGCGUGGCAGGAGGAGCCGCAGCCCACGCCGUGACACCGUGAAGGUGAAGCAGGAGCGAGAUGAUCACUGGCGUCGAGGAAACGAGGAGCGGAAGCAGCGACACUCCUCGGAGCAGGAACACAGGAGAGAGAGGAGUGGGGACAGAGACAGGCACAGAGACCACUCGGACAGAAGGAAGAAUCCAAGUGAAAGACCUGGAGCUCGAGGCCACGAGCGGGAGAGGGAUGUCCAGAACAUCCGCGAGCAGCAGGCAGAGAGGGAGUUUUAUAAUGAGAGAAGACGAGAGCAUCGACAGACUCAAGAGGGCAACAGCACUGACCAGAAUCCAGAACUCCGUCAAUCGGAUAAUAAACCUAAAGAAAAACCCUCUGUAAACAAAGAGAAGCCAAGCUUCGAGUUGUCUGGUGCACUGCUGGAGGACACCAACACCUUCCGAGGUGUUGUGAUCAAAUACAGCGAGCCUCCCGAAGCACGCAUUCCGAAGAAGCGAUGGCGCCUCUAUCCCUUUAAAAACGACGAGUUUCUGCCGGUUAUGUACAUCCACCGGCAGAGCGCUUAUCUGCUGGGCCGGCACCGCCGGAUCGCCGACAUUCCCAUUGACCACCCCUCCUGCUCCAAGCAGCACGCCGUGUUCCAGUACCGGCUUGUGGAGUACACUCGUGCCGACGGUACCGUUGGCCGCAGGGUGAGGCCCUACAUCAUCGAUCUGGGCUCCGGAAACGGCACCUUCCUCAACAACCAGCGGAUCGAGCCGCAACGCUACUAUGAACUGAAGGAAAAGGACGUCCUGAAGUUUGGAUUCAGCAGCAGGGAGUAUGUUCUCCUCCAUGAAUCCUCAGAUAAAUCAGAGGCCAACGCAAAGGACGAUGAUGAGGAGGAUGAGAAGGAGGACGAGUCUGACAGUUAACAGAUGAGGAAGAGAAGGGGGGACAGGGAAAGGAACCUUUUGCAGUGGAACAGGCGGUGGGAUCUGAACACAGGAGCGUGGCAGCACUGAUGCCUCUUAUUGCCUUAAAGCCCUUUUCCGUUGCUGCCCAGUUCUCGUGGUUUUAUUUGGGGGGGAUUUCAUUGAUUGUUCAUCUUUGAUAGUUCUGCAUAUCAGGAAAUGCAGCUUUUUUUUUUUCCUUUCCCGUUUUUUCCCCCCCUGGGAAGCAGCAGAGCACCAGGGCUUGAAAACUCUGGUGCUGGAACUGCCUAGGCAGUGUUGGGAGACUGUCCUCUUCCAGGGAAUGACAUAAAGCACAGCUGGUGUGUUUAGAAGUAGUGGUGUUAACUGUUUCGUCACGACCCUUUGCAACUCUAUACGGAGAUGCUGAUUAGGCAGUAACGAAUGCGUUUUAGGACACUUGUGAGGCAGAGCUCCCCCAAGUUCCUUUGCUUGUCAGGAGUCGGACGGAAUUCACCAGGCUCAGCGUGAAGAAGGCAGAAUCAUCGCAAAAUCUCUUAUGAAUUUGUGCGUUCUGGGGAGUUGGUUUCUCUUUGGAUGACUUUUGGAGAUGGGUAUUCCUGCCUGAGCGUUACAGGGUUUUUUGAAACAGAGCUUGAACGCUUUCUGGGAAGGAUGCUGUGAUGCGAGGCUGCCGUCCCGCUCGGUGCCUGCCAGGUUUGUGUCCCAGCAGGCGAUGCCGAGGCUGUGCUGGGCACUGAGUGUCCUGCUCCAAAGCUGGGGCUGGAAUUCUACCCUGUGAAUCCUUGGUUUAUGUUUCCAUGAAUCCCCUCUCUGUGGUGAUGCCUUUUUGCCACAGCUUGCACUAUUUAAGUUUUCUUUAUUAUAGAGUUCUUCGGUCAUUUGUUGGAAGCAGUCUUCUCCCCUGUGAAUGGAAGCAGUGCUUUAGGAAGUGGAAAACCAGUUCCACUCAUGGAAGUACGUGGCUAUUUUUGGCUCUCUUCUCCCCAUUGUGUUGCGGUACCAGAGCUGUGGAUUCUCCACACCAUAGACUGAGCUGUUGUGUUGGUUCUGUGGUCGCAGGCGGGUUGGUGCCCGCUGCGCACGGAUUCUGUGCGCACGGGAACGUUUCUGGUGUGAAUAUGGGACACUGGGACAGGUUUUUGGGCAGCAGGGAAUGGGGUUUGGCGGGAGGAUCGCAUUUAUAUGUACUGGAGGGAUUUUUAAAUAAAGACUUUGUACGUUCAGCGCC